This is a messenger RNA of Leopardus geoffroyi (Geoffroy's cat), 1418 nucleotides long. RefSeq names its product corticotropin releasing hormone (gene CRH). Gene Ontology annotation, biological process: positive regulation of cortisol secretion; negative regulation of epinephrine secretion; negative regulation of glucagon secretion. Bases 315 to 911 code for a protein of 198 amino acids. NCBI's taxonomy places the organism in Eukaryota, Metazoa, Chordata, Mammalia, Carnivora, Felidae. Gene Ontology annotation, molecular function: corticotropin-releasing hormone activity. The record is from RefSeq and is a predicted model, not a curated record. Gene Ontology annotation, cellular component: extracellular region. The transcript is spliced from 2 exons.
GCCCUAUGAUUUAUGCAGGAGCAGAGGCAGCACGCAAUCGAGCUGUCAAGAGAGCGUCAGCUUAUUAGGCAAAUGCUGCGUGGUUUCUGAAGAGGGUCGACGCUAUAAAAUCCCACUCCAGGCUCUGGUGUGGAGAAACUCAGAGCCCAAAUCGGUUGAGAGACUGGAGAGAAGGAGAAGAGAAGAAAAAGAGAGUGAAGACAGAAAGGAGAAAAGAAGAAAACCCUUGAAAAAGCCCCGGAGACUUUCCUCUGCAGAGAGGCGGCAGCGCCCCACUCACCUGCAGAAGCACCUCAGAAGCGAGCGCCCCUAACAUGCGGCUGCCGCUGCUCUUGUCCGCGGGCGUUCUGCUGGUGGCUUUCCUGCCCUGCCCGCCAUGCAGGGCCCUCCUCAGCCGGGGACCCAUCCCGGGCGCCCGGCAGGCCCCUCAGCAGCCCCAGCCCCUGGAUUUCUCCCAGCUGCCGCCGCAGCCCCAGCAGCCCCAACAGCCACAGGCUCGGCCCAUCCUGCUCCGCAUGGGAGAGGAAUAUUUCCUCCGCCUGGGUAACCUCAACAAGAGCCCCGCUGCUCCCCUCUUGCCCGCCUCUUCACCUGUCUCUGGCGGCAGCGGCAGCCGCCUUUCACCGGACGAAGCGGCCGCCAACUUUUUCCGAGCGUUGCUGCAGCAGCUGCCGCUGCCCCGGCGCCCGCUCCCGCUCGACAGCCCCGCAGGUCCAGCUGAGCACGGAGCCGAGAACGCCCUCGGCAGCCGCCAGGAGACACUCGAGAGGCAGAGGCGAUCCGAGGAACCUCCCAUCUCGCUGGAUCUCACCUUCCACCUCCUCCGAGAAGUCUUGGAAAUGGCCAGGGCUGAGCAGUUAGCGCAGCAAGCUCACAGCAACAGGAAACUGAUGGAGAUUAUUGGGAAAUAAAACUGUGCGUUUGGCCGAAAGGAUGCAGUAUUUAGCACGCAAAAAAAAUAAUAAAAAAAUCAAAUACAGUAUUCUGUACCAUAGCGUUGCUCUGAUACCAUUUAUUUUUUUUUUAUAGCUUGAAGCCUAGACGAUGUAUAGCAAGAGAGCCUAUACUCCUUAAUUAGCAUGCACAAAGUGUAUUCACACACAGUAACAGCAGCAAAAUGUUAUUUGUAUUGUCUACUUUUAGUUUCCAUUUCCAGGUGUCUUUAAUGGUGUUUAGAAAGUAUGGACCCAGAAUGAAAUGUUUUGAAGCAGGCAGAAGUCACUCAAUUUAUUUUGUUGUGGUCUGAGCCAAAGAGAGUGUCAUUCUCUUGGAUAGGUGAAACAAAAUCUGUAAGCUCUUUGAAUCAACCUUUCCUUGUAAACGUUUCAGUAAUAAAAACAUCUUACCAAUCAUUGGUCAAUUUGGUUGUGUAAGAGAAUGUCGAACAUUUAUAUUUUUAAUAAAAGCUGCAAAGGUAA